GUUGUUUUGAGCGAGUCAUUCGCGAGACGUGAGACAGCCGAAGAAAUAUAAACAACUUCGGUAGCAGCAGGCAAAACAUUUUGUAAAUCGAAAUAAUCAAAAAGUGGCUGUUUUUGAUCAAAUCAAUAUAAAUAGUUAAAUAGUUUUAGCAGGUGUUGUGUUCUAGGGCGUUACUUCCUGGGACAUAGAUUUUGUGACGCCAUAAAAUCUCACGACUAGUCGAGGCAAUGGGAACCAAAAUAAAUAUAUUGUAGUGCCCAAGUUCAUACUACAUACAUAAUAUGUACAAUAUAUAAUUAUACUUAUAUGUACUGCGAACUGUUAGUACAAGGACAGCGUUUGAAUCAUCAUUCAGCUACGUGAAAUCAGAUACUAAUCGAAAUAUUAUUGAUUGAAGGAGAAACUCACACUUAGGGGCCUUCCAAUAAACACAUACACAGAUAGCUGUAAAUGUUUUUUACUGUUUUUAUCGAAUGUACCAAGGAAUGCACAUAUUGAAGUACAAAACGGAAUUGUUUUUAAAGUUGUAGUCUAGCCUCCCCCUCCCUCUUUAAAUAAGGAUAUUUGAACAAUGUGUCUGGGGGUUUUAUGUAGAAAACUUCUCUGCUGUUGUGACCAGGCCAAACAAGGCGGGUUGAAUGAGGCCUCGUUUUACGAGUACUCAGAUGCACUGCCCAAGUACAGCAACGAGCAAAUUGGUAAACUGAGCGAAGGAGUUAGCUUCACCAUUACUGGCAGAAUAGCAAUCAACUGCGAAAGAUUCUCCAUUAAUUUUGUGUACGCCAAUGAGACGCGGGAUGUGGCGCUACACAUUAAUCCACGAUUGCCACAGAAUUAUAUCGUGCGAAACAGCAAAGUGGCCGAUAUAUGGGGCAGCGAGGAAGUCUCAUCAGCACUGCCCUUUCUACUGCGCAGAGGAGAUACAUUUGCCAUACAAGUUCUCAUCACAGACGCCUGCUAUAUGAUCUCGGUGAAUGGCAAUCACUUUGCUGAGUAUGCCCAUCGGAUUCCUUAUGGCGCGGUUCAACUGCUGGAGGUUAAGGGCGAUGUGGAAAAUGUGGAAAUGCAGCGCGUUGUAGUGGAAAACUAUCCUCAGCGAUUGCCCGAGUCGCAGGCUAAGAAAAUUGAGCUGCACAUAGUGGAAGGACUGGAUGAAAUUGAUGCCAAUGUUGAGGAGGCCAUCAAUAUACCUCCUGAUUGGUGCCUCAUCAGUGCGCCUGUUACACACACAGACAGUUCCCCCAAGAGUACACACAGCACAGGCGAUGCAGGACUCACAUUGCCAUAUUAUGGUGCCCUGCCAGCGAACUCUCUAUUCGAGGGCAGAUGCUUGAAGAUCGAAGGACGCGUGCGGCUGCUUCCACAUUCUUUCUACAUCAACCUGCAGCAGGGCCGGGACAUAUGGCCACAUCCUGUAAUAGCAUUCCAUUUAAAUCCACGAUUCUCGAAGGCAAGCAGCGGCGCCAUAGGGAAAGCUGUGGUCUGCCGCAAUGCCUGGUACAAUGGCAGCUGGGCGGUCGAGGAACGCUCGGAGUUGGACACAAAUUUCCGUCCCGGUCGUACAUUCAGCUUGGCCAUUGUAUGCGCCAGGGAAUCAUUUGAGGUCUAUGUCAACAAGCAGUUUAUUACGCAAUUUAAAUACAAAGUUGGCCCCGAGAUAGUGGACACUGUGUACAUACAAGGAGAUGUUAAGCUAUGGAACGUCACACUGGAGCACAAUCCAAAGGUUAAGGGCAAGAAUAUGCGAAUCUAUCACAAUCCCCUGAUGGAUGAUGAAUAUUAGCGGGAAAACAGCCAGCUGGAUGUACAUUUUGUUUAUUCGUGUCUUUUUUCCACAGUUGUGGAGCGACAAUAAUAUGAUAAUAAAAUGCUAAGCUUGUUUUUUA
Molecule: messenger RNA, 1886 nt
Organism: Drosophila guanche
Lineage: Eukaryota; Metazoa; Arthropoda; Insecta; Diptera; Drosophilidae
Product: galectin-9
Exons: 3
Coding region: 572-1783 (403 amino acids)
Molecular function (GO): carbohydrate binding; galactoside binding
Source: RefSeq, a predicted model, not a curated record